Messenger RNA from Parathielavia appendiculata, 858 nucleotides. RefSeq lists its product as uncharacterized. The transcript has a single exon. Lineage: Eukaryota; Fungi; Ascomycota; Sordariomycetes; Sordariales; Chaetomiaceae. The record is from RefSeq and is a predicted model, not a curated record. The coding region runs from base 162 to 593 and encodes 143 amino acids.
AAGCCAGAAGGGGAGGGCGAGAUUGUCGUUGAUGUCACAGAGUGACUCGGUCAUGGGAGUAAAAAUUUCAAUCGGUACCUAGCUGUGCAGUAUCUGAUCACAGCACAUACUCUCCGGGGUUCCAGAAGCGCCAUUCCCACUCAGCCGCCCAGGAGAGCUACAUGUACACGAGCACAGUACGUCCAACAAUUCCAUGGUACAUCCUAAUCACGAGCUUUCCAAUGGUAGUCAGUUCUAAUUCAUCUGCCUCAUUAAGCAACUCAUUAUUGAAAUUGAGGUACCGGCUCAUUGGCAAACUCUCUAUGGUGCCUUACAUGUACUUAGACGAUCCAGUGGAAGGUUGGGACCGUCAUGGUUCUGGCCAAAUGGCGAUGGGCUGUGUCGCCCUCUUGAUUCAUUCCUCCUCGGAGACGCCUGAGUCUGGCGAAACACAGCGUACAUGUCCUCAAGGACCGAUGGGUCAGUCUGGAAUCAGAUUCCAGCUUCCUGCCUUCUCUAUCACCGAUAACUAUGGCACAAUCAAUCAAAACCGAAAGAUUGGUGCCUUUAAUCUGCAAACUGGAGACAAGGACUGCGGAUGUCGUAUUCCUUGACACCUAAUGUGGGCCAAGAAGCAAUAAACAUGCCCUUACGGGCUGGGGCUGAUGACAGCGAGUAGCCGCGCUCAAAUGAUACGUCCGGUAACAGGUUGAUACUCACCUUAAGGUAUCAAGGUACCCAGGAGGCAAGCCUCACAUCCCUUCCGCUUCGAGGGUGAGUGUCAACUUCGCUCAACAGGCUCAUUGGCAACUCUAUGGGCACCCACCUCUUUGUCAAUCCCCGAAAUUCGUGUACGCCAAGACAGCCUCCAGUUCCAAC